Podospora anserina S mat+ is the source of this 2058-nucleotide messenger RNA. RefSeq lists its product as uncharacterized. The record is from RefSeq and is a predicted model, not a curated record. Bases 1 to 2058 code for a protein of 685 amino acids. NCBI's taxonomy places the organism in Eukaryota, Fungi, Ascomycota, Sordariomycetes, Sordariales, Podosporaceae. The transcript is spliced from 3 exons.
AUGAGGCUUCUGAGGACAGAUACCUUGGAGCUUGUCGAGUUUGUGGGCCGCGUCCCGCCUUAUGUUAUCUUGUCGCACACCUGGGGUCCGGAUGAGGUGACUUUCCAAGACCUCUCACAGCUGUCCAAGACAGCACUCCGCAAGAAGGCCGGAUAUGCCAAGAUUGCAGGAUGCUGUGCCCGCGCCAUUCAGGACCAGUAUGAAUAUGUAUGGGUAGACACCUGCUGCAUCGACAAGACGAGCAGUGCCGAGCUGUCUGAAGCCAUCAACUCCAUGUACAGGUGGUAUGCAGAGAGCGACAUCUGUUACGCCUACAUGGCUGACGUUGCGGCCGAUGAGACCUCCCACCAGCUCUUCUCAGACACAUCGUCAGUGUCGAGCUUGAGGCGGGAUGUUGGGUCUCCGCCGCCCAAAGCCGCCUUCCGCACCAUACCAUCCAUUCUGAGAGAGUACGACAAGCUGCCUAGGACCUUUGAGCACUCGAGAUGGUUCACCCGGGGUUGGACGCUUCAAGAACUCAUCGCUCCGCCAUUGGUCGAAUUCUACGAUCAUGAUUGGCACGAGAUUGGCACAAAAUUCUCGUUGCGUAACAUUAUCGCCAAAGUCACGGGCAUUCCCAUCUUGGUCCUCGAGGGUGCUGAUCCCUCAACGUGUCACGUUGCAGAGCGCAUGUCGUGGGCUGCCAACAGACAGACUACGCGGAUUGAAGAUGCAGCAUAUUGCUUGCUCGGUAUCUUCAAGGUUCAUAUGCCGCUGAUCUACGGAGAGGGCCACCGUGCCUUCUAUCGGCUCCAAAAAGAAAUCAUGAAGACGACCGAAGACUAUACGAUGCUUGCCUGGGGGCUGUCCAAGUAUCUGAGCAACAAACACCACUGGAAGGGGGUCAAAGGGGAUCCCCGUCGUCCCCUCGCCGAUGGGCCGAUUGAUUUCGAGGAACACAAUCGGAACUUGUGGACCUAUGUCCGGUUGAUUCCUGACAGUAAUGUCAACUACGGAACGUCAAACCCAAGCUCGGCUGCCUUGAUGGACGACACCCCGCCGCUGAUUACGAGUCGUGGCCUUCGUGUCACACUUCUCCUUCGACCUGCAAGAAAAGCCUCUCACCAGCCUCAGGGCGGUCGCAAUAGCACCACACCCGCCAACGCUGGCGAGUACCACGCUUACAUCAACUGCAAAACCUCACGCACCUCCAGUAUCAACGACCCUUUGCUUCCUGUUUGUCUCGUGAUCCGCCCAGAGCUCAAGCACUCCUGCUCCUCUUCCUCCAACGUCUACACAGGCUCCGAUGACCCAGACAGCGCUUUUGUUCUCUUGGACAAUCCGGCCGAUCUGGCGCAGUUUUCCCGACAAACCAUCUAUCUUUCUACCGCUUCUCUGGACGACGCCCUCGGCAACCUCAACCACCGCAUUUCCUCCUUGUCCAAGAAUCUGUAUAUAUUGGACAAGCCACCUGCCUUGCGACCUGGUGACAGCACGAAAGCAACCUGGAAGAUCACAUCUUGUCACUCCCACGCCGUCGGGUCUGGCCCUGGUCAUGGACACUACGAAGUCCCCCGCAAAUUUACUUCUGCCAGCCUGUUUCAACCCUUUGAGCUCCCUCCCUACAGCGUCAGGUUGUUUGCUUUUGAGCUACCCGCCUCCCAAACGUCAGAUCAGAGCGGCAACGCCUUUGGCAUCGUGAUAGGCAACGGCUGGUGCGAUGUGAUUUCACUGAAUGAUGUGGAAUUUCAGGCAAAGUGGGGUGUUCUGGUCAGAAAUGGGAAGUGGAACGAGGUUAAUGCCCUCAGAUACAUACAGUUUGCUUGCGGGGCUUGCCAUCAUCCCGGGCAAGGUGCCAGUGCAACAGCCAUUCCGCACUCUAACCAUGCCACCGGUGCCAAUGGGCAAGGGCUGGAGGACGAUCAUCUCAACCUGAGCAGCAGGCGGCCCAAAGAUAGGGUGGUCAAGAAGGUUGGCUUUGGCGGGCUGGAGGUGGCCGUGAAGUUGAAGAAAGUGAGAAGGGUGGAUAUCAACUCUGAGAGUGCCAUCAGGAUACAAUGGAGUGCAGUUACGAUCUGA